CUAUAGAGAUGCAACAGAAGAAGCAGCUCAGACUCCCAGCUUGUUAGCUGCUGUCUCUGAUAUAGGAGUUUAGGUUUAUAACCAUGUAUUUUAUAUAACAACAAUUAUGUUGAAGGUGUCCGGAUUGAUUUUUUAGCCCUGAAUAGAUCGUUAUUUAGGGAAAAAAAUCUAAUUUGUUGUAUAAUAUGAAGCUGGCUCGUGUUUGUUGAUGCUGUUACUGUUAGCUUAGAGCUAGCCUCCUCAUUGAACUGCUGUAUUAAUAAAUGGGGCUCUGCAGCUAUAGCUAGCUGUUUUCAGUUGCUAAAGCUAAGAAGCGCUGUUAGCAGCCAUAGCUUCAGAGUCACUGGUGUUAGCAGCGAUCAUAUGACAUCCUGAGCAGCUCGCUGUGUCCGAGGAAUGGUUCGGCUUGUUGUUUGAUGGGGCUGCUGAGAAGCACGAUGCCACCCAAGAUCCAGCUGCUAGCCGUCCUGGCUUUUGGAGUGGCCAUGCUGCUGAUAGAGAACCAGAUCCAGAGACUGGACGAGUCCAGAGCCAAACUGGAACGGACCAUUGCCCGGCACGAGGUGGCUGAGGUCGAGCUGCGGCACAGCGAAGACGCCGUAGGACCCGACCCGGCGCCUCCGGUUGAAAAUGACGACACGGUCAUCAUCUACAACAGAGUGCCCAAGACGGCCAGCACUUCCUUCACGAACAUCGCCUACGACCUCUGCAGCAAGAACCGUUUCCAUGUGCUGCACAUCAACACCACCAAAAACAACCCUGUCAUGUCUUUACAGGACCAGGUGCGCUUUGUUAGGAACGUCACCUCAUGGAGGGAGAGGAAGCCUGGCUUCUACCAUGGCCACGUCGCUUAUCUGGACUUCUCAAAAUAUGGUGUGAAGGGUAAACCCUUGUACAUAAACGUGGUGCGGGAUCCAAUAGAGCGACUUGUGUCCUACUACUACUUCCUGCGCUUCGGAGACGACUACAGACCAGGCCUCCGACGCAGGAAACAAGGCGAUAAGAAGAGCUUUGAUGAAUGCGUCUCAUCAGGAGGGUCGGAUUGUGCUCCAGAGAAACUUUGGCUGCAGAUCCCGUUCUUCUGUGGUCACCAUUCAGAGUGCUGGAAUGUAGGCAGUAGAUGGGCUCUGGAGCAGGCCAAGUAUAACCUGGUGAACGAGUAUCUGUUGGUUGGAGUAACUGAGGAGCUGGAGGACUUCAUCAUGAUCCUGGAGGCGGCUCUGCCACGCUUCUUCAAGGGAGCAACAGAGCUCUACAGGACAGGUAAAAGGUCCCAUUUAAGGAAGACCACGGAGAAGAAGCCCCCCACCAAAGAGACCACCACCAAGCUGCAGCAAUCCGCCAUCUGGAAGAUGGAGAACGAGUUUUACGAGUUUGCGCUGGAACAGUUCCAGUUUGUGCGCGCUCACGCCGUCAGGGAGAAGGACGGCGAGCUGUACGUGCUGGCUCAAAGCUUCUUCUAUGAAAAGAUCUACCCCAAGGCGAACUGAGAGGGAGGCAGUUAACGACGUCACUGGAUCGGAUGGAGGAUGCUCCUUUGAAUUUCAACAGGAAAUAUGGCAGAAAUGUUUUUUUUUUUAUCUACAGUAUUUGAAGCGUCUUCGCUGUGAGAGGAUUUCCUCCUCAGGUAGUGAGAGACGUUAAACCAAGACGUAAACGAGGUCAACCACUUCAAACUUGAUCUGAACUGAAUGGAAAGAAGAUUCUUCUGCUUAAAGCACCUCAAUGAAACUUGUUUACGAAGUUGUUUUGGGUCAUAGAUGUAUUUGUACAUAUUGAAUUCACAGAGUUAAACUCACUUAAGGACCAAAAGGUGGAGGGAAAAUAAAACAGGCAGAAACGAACGGACCGAUGCAUCAUUUGUUAGAUUAUUCAGCAUCGUCUGAUUUUAUUUUACUUUAACUUUCAGUGUUUUUUCACAGAAACUGUGCUUUGUUAGCUGCUAAUCUAGGAGCUGGAGCCAGGCGCUAAUAUGCCUUUAAUCCAGGGUUGAACUACAGGGUGAGAUUAGCCAUGAUGAGACUGAUAGUGCCUUUAGGAUGAUAGACCUUUUUUUAUUUUGUCACUCAUUCCUGUAUUCCCACUGAACUCUUUGUUGAUUACCACUUCCUAAAACAACAUUGGGACAUAAAAAAAUGAAUG
Molecule: messenger RNA, 2142 nt
Organism: Cyprinodon tularosa
Lineage: Eukaryota; Metazoa; Chordata; Actinopteri; Cyprinodontiformes; Cyprinodontidae
Product: heparan sulfate 2-O-sulfotransferase 1-like
Exons: 7
Coding region: 417-1490 (357 amino acids)
Cellular component (GO): membrane
Molecular function (GO): heparan sulfate 2-sulfotransferase activity
Source: RefSeq, a predicted model, not a curated record